CCUCUGCUGGAGCAGGUUAGCAAUGGUCCGCAGUGGAAAAAAUGGUGGGCUCCACCUGAAGCAGAUCGCAUACUACAAGCGAACGGGGGAGUAUCAUCCCACAACAUUAUCAAGUGAAAGAAGUGGAAUCAGGAGAGCAGCCAAAAAAUUUGUUUUCAAAGAAAAUAAAUUGUUCUAUGUUGGAAAAGACAGAAAACAAAUGCGCCUGGUAAUUGUUUCAGAUGAAGAGAAGAAAAAGGUGCUUGAGAAAUGUCACGAAAAUGCUGCCGGCACUCAUCAUGGCAUAUCAAGGACACUGACUUUAGUGGAAUCUAAUUACUACUGGACCUCUGUAACAAAUGACGUCAAGCAGUGGGUGUAUGCUUGCCAGCAUUGUCAAGUGGCAAAGAAUACAACCACCACUGCACCCAAAACACAUCCUAUCAAAGCUGAGGAGCCAUGGGCAGCAGUCACUAUAGACCUAAUGGGACCUUUUAAUAUUACCAACAGAAGCCACAAGUACAUCAUAACGAUGACGGAUUUGUUUACAAGAUGGACUGUUAUCUUGCCGCUGCAUGACACUUCAGCAGCUGAAAUUGCUAAGGCAAUCAUAAAUGUGUUUUUCAUAUAUGGGCCACCUCAAAAAAUGCCUAUUGAUCAAGGGAAGGAGCUGGUUUAUCAGAUAAAUGAAGAACUGUUUGCACUCUUUGGAAUGAAACAAAUUGUAUUGUCUUAUCCUCAGACAGGUGAUGUAAAUGAAAGAACAUGCAAGACAAUUAAAGCUUUCCUUAACAAAUACUGCACUGACCAUCCAAAUGACUGGGAUGAGCAUUUGUCUGCUAUUGCCUAUGCUUUCAAUUUGACAAAUUUGGAGCCAGAUCAAAACACCCCAUAUUUCCAAAUGUUUAAUCGUAACCCCCAUGUUGUUGAGCCAAUGAAUGUGUGUGUGGAAGGAGAAUACAGUAUGUUUGCCAAAAUAUUUGAAACAACUAAAAAAGCCAGUGAAGCACUGGAAGAAGAGAAAACCUCAGACUGCCAGGUGGAGAAGAACACUUCAGAUGAACAAAAAAUCAGGAACAAAAUCACUGUCAGAAGGAAGUCAAAGCAGUUAAAUACUGUUCGACUUAAAGUUGGUCAUGAAGUCCUCAGGCAAAGAAAAAAUUGGUGGAAAGAUGGUCGUUUCCAGUCGGAAUGGGUUGGUCCUUGUAUUAUAGAUUAUAUCACAGAUAAUGGCUGUGCAAUAUUAAGAGAUGCCACAGGAUCCAGGUUGAAAAGACCCAUCAAGAUGUCUCACCUCAAGCCAUAUGUAAGAAGAUCCAGUGAAAAAAAUAACCAUUACUUUUUACAAGGUGCAGUGGUUGUUGACCAUGACUAUAUUGCCUUAUCUGAAAGAUCCUAUAAUCCAAGCCAACAAGACUCUGUUGCUGAAGGAGAAAUAAAUGCCUACACAAGCGAUGUCAUAUCUGCUGUGCAAAUGCCACCCACGGCCUGCAAAGACCAAGAACCAGCAGAUGGUAAACCUGAGUCUGAGAUGACAGAAGAUCCCCUCAUUGAAUCAAACGCUGCAAAGCUGGAGCAAUGGCCUUCGCCUUGUUGGACACUUCAGACCAAGAUAGAGGAUACUUAAGCACAGCAUCAUGUCACAGUUCAUUGCCAAACAGAUUGGAACUUUUGUGGCAGCCCGAGGGGGGAAAAAAAAGCUCUGAAUUCCUUAGCCAAAUCUACUUUACUCCUUUGUGAAUGUAAGAGUACCACUGGUUAGUUUGUAUGGGUAUUAAGAAGGAACUGCUCUGUUACCAAAAACACAUGUACAGCCUAGUAAAAGCACAUGUUCUGCUACUGUAUGACAUAAAUUAACCACUGAACAGCUACGAUGUUCUUAAUGUGGGUGUUGAGAAGCACUUGCUCAGUGACCACAAGUACAGGCACACCCUAGUAAAAGCACAUGUUCUCAUCCUGCAUUUGCAUUUCAGAUUUUGUUAGUACAACUGCAGUGUGGCUGUACCAUACUAUUAUCCUCUCAGGACACAAUGCAUCAUGUCACUGCAAUGACCUUUACAUUAAUCCUUAGAUGACUCAUUCCUAAUGUGCAGAGAUUCUGUGGGAUGAAUAUAAUCUGAGCAACUUGAUGUGAAAUUUGCCUCCAGAGAAGCUCAUGCCCUCCUUUUGCUGUUAUAAAAGUUUCCUGUUCUUUCUGAGAAGCUCCAAACUGACUUUUACGGCUUGUAAUUUCUAGUCACUUAAUGCUCUGAAAGUAUUUUGUGUCUUCUAGAAAUCCAGCCCCAUAUGCAUGCUUUUUCUCUACCGAGACUGUUUAAUAAAGAAGGUGCUGAGCAGUGUUUGGGGAUGCUGGCUGAGCAGGCUGCUUCUCUGUCUCAGCCCCACAGAGCACUUGGAGAAGAAAAGGCUUUCUGUUGGCAUUGACAAACACAGACAAGCUGAGAAGCCCAACUUCCUGGUGGCUGCUGUUGCCCAAAAGCCAAGCUGUGCUGUCCCCUGAGGAUAGCUGACCUUUAUAGUUGUCAGUCUAGUGCAUCAAGGAAGUAAAGAAAGUGGGCUUAGUGAAAUGAAAAAUAAAAAAAACCUAGGAAAUCCUGUCAAACUAGUCCCAGCAGGAAAGAAACCCACGUGUAAAUAUGACAUAAUCAGUAACUGUGAUCAGUGGCCUGCCUUUGGUUUAAAUUUUUCCCCCAGUAAUGAGCACUGUGGUCAAACAGUGUUUCCUCUCUGGAACAGUAGUUGUAAUUGAAAUAGUCUUCCCCUGAAUAGCAGUUGUUUGGGUGCUGUGUGCGACGGGCACUGGAGGUUCAUGUCAUGAUAGUCACGUGGCAGCCUAAAUUGUUCCUGUGCUAAUCCUUAACAGAUGCCCAGGCUCUUCAAGCCAACUGCUCCUCCUCCAUAUGUACCUUUGUUUCUUCCAUUCUGAUUAUUGACUAAAGUGACAUCUUCUGCUAGGAUGGAUUUGUUAUAUUGUUAGAUAUGGUAUGUGUGUGCGUGUAUUCAAUAUGUAUAAAUAUAUAGAGAGUGUGUGUGCAAAAAAAAAAAAAAAAAAAUAAAAAAUAUUAGUGUCAGGGAUAAAAUCGGAGAAUAAAUGGAGCUGUCUGCAAGAUUUCUUUCUGCUUUGUUAGGUGCAAAAGAAAUCUUACUUCACAUGGUAGAGCAGAGCUGUUUUGUGGGGAAGCUCGGGCAGCGCAGGUGCUGUGUGCUUGUUACAGCCACACUGGAGAGAAAGAAAAUGCUACAGUGGCAGGGGAAUGGGAAAACCAGGAAACAUUUAACAUACUGUAACGCUGAUCAUUCAGGCUUCCUGGUAAUUUUGGGUCUACUGUAUUACAAGCAGGCAUUAGUGCUUCUUCAGUGCACCUAAAUGGGUCCUUCUCUGCAUGUAGGAGGUUCAUUGAAAUAAAAUACAGGGGUUUCAAACUAAUUGUGUGAAAAACAGUAAAUGAAAACUGAAAAGAAACGCCCCAGGAAACCCGGGCCAUGGGAAGCUGCACAUUGUGCCUGGGGAAGCUGAGGGAAACCCUCCGCACCCUUGCCAUAGCAAAGCCUCCUUCAGCCUGUGCUCUGCCUGCAAUCUGUUGUGACCUGCCUACUCCUGACUGUAUUUUAACCAACUUGGUUAAAUACAUAGCUGUCCAUCUGUAUGCUUUUUCACUGGCACGCGGGCUUGAUUUGUGAUAGGUAGGUAGUAAAAGACUAUUUCAUAGUGGAAUUCUUAGAAAUCUUGUUUUCUAAUAGAGUUUGUGCCCCCUCAGAGCAAGUUGUUUUGAGGGGAGGAGUAAAAGGAAGUAUAUCAUGAAAUAAAAAGUGCAAAUUUCCUCAUACCUCCCAGCACAGAGCUAUGAACGUUUAUCCUGUGGGUUUGCUAGCAGCGCUUCUAGCUCGCAGUUUGGUGAAAAACACAAUGAAAAAAAUCACCUGCUAGAGAAAAGGCUCUACAAACACUCAGAGUGUUUUACUGUGUACUGAAAACCUUUCAUCUCGUUGGAAUACUGCCUGAACUUUUGUAUAA
Messenger RNA from Calidris pugnax (ruff), 3994 nucleotides. RefSeq names its product gypsy retrotransposon integrase 1 (gene GIN1). The transcript is spliced from 8 exons. Bases 23 to 1606 code for a protein of 527 amino acids. Gene Ontology annotation, molecular function: nucleic acid binding. The record is from RefSeq and is a predicted model, not a curated record. Gene Ontology annotation, biological process: DNA integration. Lineage: Eukaryota; Metazoa; Chordata; Aves; Charadriiformes; Scolopacidae.